This is a messenger RNA of Dentiscutata heterogama, 1476 nucleotides long. The record is from the annotation of a GenBank genome assembly. Lineage: Eukaryota; Fungi; Glomeromycota; Glomeromycetes; Diversisporales; Gigasporaceae.
AUGUCUUCAAAUCCAUUUUAUGCAUCAGAAAAUAAUCGUCAUUUUUCUACGAAUGAGCAAGGAUACACUGCUUUGCCUGUUCGCUCGUCAAUAGAUUCGGCUGACGGUGUUCACAGACCUGAAAGUAAUGAGAGUAAUUCAUUACUUAAUGACGACGACGAUAAGUUUGAUAUCACAGAGGAAGAGCUCAAUCGACCAUGGAAAUAUAAAAUCUUUGCAUUAGUGUGCGCCUUAUCUUUGUCUGUUGGAAGUCACUAUGCUGCUCAUACAUUAGGAGCUUUGAAAUCGAAAGUUAAAGAGGAGUUAGACAUCACAAAUUCUCAAUAUGGAAUAAUACAGUCUUCUGUGUCGCUAGUUAACACAAUUUUACCAAUCCUUGGUGGUGUCUUUAUUGAUACAUUUGGAACAUCAACUGGGUCAAUCUUGGCCACAUCACUCAUUGCUGUGGGAAAUAUUUUAGUAGCAUUAUCCACUAAUUUGGCAUCAUUUCCUGUGAUGGUGUUCGGUAGAAUAUUUUAUGGAAUCGGAAGUGGAACUAUUGUCACUGUUCAAACUACCAUUCUUAGUCACUGGUUUAAAGGGAAAGGAUUGUCGAUAGCAGUUGGAGUACAAAUUGCUACGUCAAGACUGUCAUCAUUCUUGGCAAAUUUGACCGUUGUUCGAAUAGCGAAUGUUACUGGAUUUUAUGAGCAAGAAAUUCAAAAACUUAAACAAAAAAAGUCAUUUAAUCCUAGAAAAUUAUUAUAUCUACCAACAAUUUAUUGGAUUUUUGUAUUGCUUGAAUUUGAAUUUGUGACAGCUAAUGCAUCUCAGGGUAUUUCGGAUGAUGAGGCUGCUUCGCGUUCUAGUCUUGCUCAAUUUUUACCAAUAUUCAUAGCCCCUUUUCUUGGCUAUCUUUUGGACAGAUACGGUAGACGUUCCGCCACAUUGAUAGCUUCUGCGGUUUUCCUAACUCUUUCAAUGUUUCUUAUUGGAUUUACUAUGAUAUCUUCAAUUAUAGUAAUGUUGUUAUUUUCAAUAUCUCUUUCACUCGGACCGGUAUCCUUACUUUCAUCAAUUCCAAUUAUACUACCAUUAGAUUAUGUUGGUACAGGAUUGGGAAUUAUAAAAUCUUGUUCAAAUAUUGGUUCGACCUUAUAUGACAUUAUUGUCGGUAUAUUGCAAGAUAUAGAUGGUGGUGAAUACAGACUGGUUAUGCAUUUGUAUUUGGUUACCAGUAUUAUUGCUGUUCUCGUUGCUGUAUGGUUGUCAUUUAUAGCAAGCAAGUGGUACGAUGGAAUAAUAGACAUGAAAGAAGACGAAAGAAGUAAAUAUUAUGAGGAGAUACGAGCAAAACGUGAUCAACAAGGGCAGGAAAGACGUAACAGCUACGAUGGUCAAGAUAUACACACAAAGGUUACAUAUCCAUCAAGACGAAAUUGGGCUUAUGUUACAACUUUCGUUAUGUUUAAACCAUGGUUUAAAGCUACGGGUUGA